CCUCACCCAAUGCGUCGCCCACAUUGGCUGAGAAACUCCCCUCCUUCUGGCGCGUGCAGUGCCCUGUUCCGUCCUAGUCGAUUUCCCGGCAGCACGGGUGAUGGUAUCAAAAAUACGCAUGUCGACUUUGUAUGCCUACCAUUUAUCUACUUACCCUGACUGGUUAUCAAUCUACACCUUAGGUCUCCUCUGCAUCUGGAGUGAGUAUAUUCUUGAUCUAGACUCUGGGGCAACAAGAUCACACCUUUCCACGACAUGGAAGUAUAGGUACAUGCUACCCGCCCAACAGAACUCUGCGGUCUCUUUGUCUCUUUCAAUCAGUGAGGGAAACAUGGUUUCCUUAUUUCUGUUCACACUCAAGAGUCCUUUAAUCCCUCGCCUGUGGCGUGUCCAUAACCGUCACGUGCUCAGAAUGGAACAGCAUAAAGCAUCCCUCAUGAGGCUUGGCCCAAGCGCUCUCAAAAGGCAGGAUAUAAAAUGAGGACCUCGCCGCUCUUUAUCAUCCUCUGUCGCCUCACAGCAGUUGGUCGGAGUCAGCAAGAGCAGAGCUAGGACCAGAAACAGGAAGAAUGGUGGCUACGAUGGCCACAGGUUCGUGGACAUCAUGAACUGCUUAUACGCUCAUCACCCAGCAUUCGUCCAGAAAACAAGUCGCACCUCACGGAGAUACUAUCAAAAGUCCACAUUCAGCGAGACAAAUGGCAACAAGGUAGAGGCAUCAUGCAGACUGGUUCUCACGGCCCAUCCCGACCAGGC
Messenger RNA from Aspergillus aculeatinus CBS 121060, 756 nucleotides. RefSeq lists its product as uncharacterized. Bases 101 to 481 code for a protein of 126 amino acids. The record is from RefSeq and is a predicted model, not a curated record. NCBI's taxonomy places the organism in Eukaryota, Fungi, Ascomycota, Eurotiomycetes, Eurotiales, Aspergillaceae. The transcript has a single exon.